AUGGUAAGGUUAAAUUCGGAUAUUGUACUAGCGCUCACAAAUACCAUGUUGGAAUUCCCGCAAGAGCUAUCGCUGUCAAAUCCACAUGUUAACGAGGUUCUUUCGAUUUUUUGUAAUGCUGUAAUAACCGCGUUCGAUUUUCAUGCGCCGAUGCGAACUGUGAAAGUUAUACAUCAGCAUGUCCCAUGGCUAAAUGAAAAUAUAAAGUCCGAAAUCAAAGAACGGGAUAAACUCUAUCGUCAGGCCAGACGUACCGGCAGUGACAGAAUCAUGGCCGAAUAUAAGAUGCAAAGAGCGACCAUUAAGAAUUUGAUGCGACAUACCAAGGAACAAUUCCUGUCGAGUUCCAUUUCAAAACUGCGUGACCCGGCAGCAAUUUGGUCUUUUCUGCGGAGAAUGAGACUCCUAGAAUCAAGAUCGACAUCUUCUUUACAACAUUUUUCCGCCUCAGAACUCAAUGCUCAUUACACCACGAUCACAACAGUCCAUCCGCCCUGCUCGAUACAGACCUUCAAUAGCAUCCUGUCAUACCAUUCACCAACUCACACUUCGACUUUUAGCUUCUCAACUCUUUCGAUCACACAGGUUACCAAUGCUCUACUAACAGUAAUACCUAAAUCUAAGGGCCGUAGCCCUGAUGGCCUUCAACUUGCUCACAUAAAGGAUACUGUUACGUCAAUAGCACCGUACCUAACAUAUAUAUACAACCUUUCCCUUUCUACGGGAGAAUACCCGGCGGAAUGGAAAUGCUGCUCGAUCAUUCCACUUAAUAAAUCAUCCAUCCCUGCAACACCUGCAGAAACGCGUCCAGUAGCUAACCUACCACAUCUCGCGAAAUCAUUAGAUUCCAUAAUCGCACAACAAAUUUCGACGUACUUGGAGAACAAUAACCUCAUAAACAAAUUCCAAUCUGGGUUUCGACGGCAUUUCAGUACGCAAACUGCGCUUUUAAAUGUCCUCGACGAUGCACGCGAAGCGAUCGAACGCCAAUGUGUGACCAUUUUGGUAUUAUUCGAUUUUAGUAAGGCAUUCGACACGCUAGAUCAUUCGCUGCUUUUACUUGCACUCAGGGAGUAUGGUUUUAACGACGAGACUAUGCUAUGGUUCCACUCCUACCUGACCGGACGAUCACAAACAAUUGUAGAUAACGAAGGAAAACCAUCACCAACACUACCAUCUACCCCAGGAGUACCUCAGGGGUCGAGUUUGGGACCAGUACUUUUCUCCAUGUUCAUUAACUCAUUGUUUAACCGACUGACCUACUGCCGAAAUACAUGUGCCAUCUUUGCCGAUGACACGCAGUUUUACCUGUCUACGCCCUUAUAUCGCAUCGAACAAACUGUGGCGGAACUAAAUUGCGAGAUCCAAACGUUAGUCGAAUGGGCCAGUGAGUUCAAACUUACACUGAAUGCUAAUAAGACCAAAGCCAUCAUUAUAGGAUCUACGCAACAGCUACUUAACCUAUCCAAAAUUAACAUACCAUUAAUAACAGUUGAUGGAGUUACGAUACCGUACUCCGAUACGGUUAAGAAUCUUGGAGUUCACAUAACAGCCGAUCUGACAAGGAAUCGCCAUAUAUCACAAAUAUCGUCCAAUGUAUAUCAUGCUCUCUAUCGUCUGAAAUUUCGCGGAUCCACCCUGCCAACAACAGUUAAACUACAUCUAGUCAAUGCUCUCGUCACACCACAUUUUGAUUAUGCCUGUUUAACCUUCAAUGACGUUACUGACCAUCUCAAUACUAAACUGCAAAGAUUACAAAAUGUGGCUCUCAGAUAUGUCUAUAACCUGCGUCGCGAUUCACAAUUGGCAUAUUUUAGACAACAAGCUAAUUGGUUGACAAUCCGAGCCCGGCGACAGUAUUUUCUAGGAUGCACAGUCUACUCUAUACUGAGUACUUAUCGUCCUCAAUACCUUUAUCGUCGAUUUACCACCUGUAAUCCUGAUAUUAGAAGAUCAGUUCGCCAUCACGAAACCUUCGACUUCCCGUUUUGCCGCACUAACUAUUACAAAAACUCUUUUUGGAUCACCGGUAUGAAAAAUUGGAAUUCUAUUCCUCAAAACAUUACAAAUACCGCAACACUACAAUCUUUCAAAAAUGCAUAUUAUAAGUACCUAAUUGCUGCCGAACGUUCUACUUAA
Messenger RNA from Cyphomyrmex costatus, 2139 nucleotides. RefSeq names its product RNA-directed DNA polymerase from mobile element jockey-like. The transcript has a single exon. The coding region runs from base 1 to 2139 and encodes 712 amino acids. NCBI's taxonomy places the organism in Eukaryota, Metazoa, Arthropoda, Insecta, Hymenoptera, Formicidae. The record is from RefSeq and is a predicted model, not a curated record.